AAUAAAAUAAAAAAUUUAAAUGAUACUUCAAUAUGUAUAAAAACUUUUAAAUGACAUUGUUUGUGAAACAUAUCGAAUAAUAGUUAUGAAGCUAGCUAACUACUUAAUAUAUAUCAUAGUAAUACAUAAAUAUUGAUUAGUGAUAUAUGUGUAAGAUUAUCGAAGCUGAUGACAAUCAUGUAGUUUCCUAAACUAACAAAGUAACCAGGAAACCAGAACUUGAUUUGACUUUGCUUUUAACAUAAACUAUCAUAUCCAAUUUGGCUUUGCUUCGACCUGUGUCUUUUUGUUCUACAAAACCACCUACAGUUCAGCAGUAUUCAGCUUUUAUUUAUUUAAAAUAUACAAUCAUCCAAUAAUUAACUAUGAUUUUGCUUUGGCAAGUUGCUAAAAAGCAAAAUUUGACUUUUUAUUCACUUUAUUCUCAUUCUGCCAUUGUUUUGGUAAACAAACUAUAAAAGGCAAAUACUCAUCAUAAUCUCUCAACACACAAAACUUCAAACAUUAAUCAAAACUUUAUACUCUCUUUUCCUUCUAUUUCUCAGAAAAAAAAAUGGAUGACAUCUCAGUGAGCAAAAGCAACCAUGGAAAUGUUGUUGUACUCAACAUCCAAGCUCCUCCUGUGUCAAAAACUUCAUUCCCUUCUUCUCCUUCCACAUCUCCACCAUUGUUAUCUGUCCACUUCUUGCAGAAGCUUAUAGCGGAACUCGUGGGAACUUACUACUUGAUAUUUGCGGGUUGUGCCGCUAUUGCCGUGAACGCUCAACACAACAAUGUAGUGACUCUUGUGGGCAUUGCGGUGGUUUGGGGUCUAGUGGUGAUGGUUCUUGUUUACUCUCUUGGACACAUCUCUGCACAUUUCAAUCCGGCUGUCACUAUCGCCUUAGCAUCUUGCAAGAGAUUCCCUCUGUAUCAACUCCCAGCCUACUUAACUGUUCAAGUUAUCGGAUCAACCUUGGCUUCCGCGACUCUGCGUCUUCUGUUUGACCUAAACAAUGACGUGUGCAGCAAGAAACAUGAUGUCUUCCUCGGAUCAACACCUUCUGGGACUGAUCUUCAAGCAUUCGGGAUGGAGUUCAUCAUCACCGGCUUCCUUAUGAUAGUUGUUUGUGCCGUCACUACUUCCAAGAGAACAAGUGAGGAGCUAGAGGGGUUAAUCAUCGGCGCAACCGUCACACUGAAUGUUAUCUUUGCCGGAGAGGUAUCAGGAGCAUCAAUGAAUCCAGCAAGAAGCCUAGGACCUGCACUUGUGUGGGGAUGUUACAAAGGGAUUUGGAUUUACUUGCUGGCUCCAACACUUGGAGCUGUCUCAGCGGCCUUGAUUCAUAAACUGUUACCGGCUACACAGAAAGCAAACUCUGAGUUCUCCAAGACAGGAUCUUCUCAUAAACGAGUUACUGAUCUUCCUUUGUAAUGAUGUAGAUAAAUCUCUAAGGUCAAUACUCAUUCUUGUAUCUUUAAAUAUGUUCAAUGGCUUGUAGGAGAUGGAUUACACCCCUCCACAAGGCUCAUCGAAUAACAGGCCCUAAUCCAGUAAGUCGGAUCGAUUUAGUCGGCUCGGCGGCUAAACCUAUCGGCUUGACCUUAGAUUACUUUUAGCCGGUCGAGUAAGUCGACCAAAAAUGCCCGGCUUGAAGGGAGCCUUGUCCAGGCCCGUAUACUCGGCCUCUCACAUCAAGGCCCAAAGAGGUACGAAAUUAGGGCAUCAGGGACAUGAGUCCUAUAAAAAGGGAAAGAGAAGCAACAAAAAAGGGACUUUUGGACGAUUGAACAGACUGAGCGGCUAGAUCUAGGGUUUUAGGCUAUCUCUUUGAUCUUGUUACUUUUUGAUCUUGUUGCUCUUUCACUUUUCCUGUCACUCUUGUAACCCUCCAGUUUAAACCUAAUAAAACGUCUUUAGUCAUCC
Brassica napus (rape) is the source of this 1906-nucleotide messenger RNA. RefSeq names its product aquaporin NIP2-1. Gene Ontology annotation, biological process: transmembrane transport. The transcript is spliced from 4 exons. Lineage: Eukaryota; Viridiplantae; Streptophyta; Magnoliopsida; Brassicales; Brassicaceae. The coding region runs from base 554 to 1414 and encodes 286 amino acids. Gene Ontology annotation, cellular component: membrane. The record is from RefSeq and is a predicted model, not a curated record. Gene Ontology annotation, molecular function: channel activity.